Messenger RNA from Lampris incognitus (smalleye Pacific opah), 2417 nucleotides. Its product is annotated as protein Tob1-like. Gene Ontology annotation, molecular function: transcription corepressor activity. The coding region runs from base 439 to 1443 and encodes 334 amino acids. Gene Ontology annotation, biological process: regulation of gene expression. The transcript has 2 exons. The record is from RefSeq and is a predicted model, not a curated record. Lineage: Eukaryota; Metazoa; Chordata; Actinopteri; Lampriformes; Lampridae. Gene Ontology annotation, cellular component: nucleus; cytoplasm.
AUGACAGAGUUGUAAAAACUCCCGGGCCGUGGGGAGUGAAGCUGGCAGCCUGUCUACCCGGAGUUCAAACGCUAAAGCCCCCACAGGAAAAAAACAAAACAACAAAAAAGAAAAAAAAACACGGAAAAUAUAUAUAUAUAUAUAUAUAUAUAUAUAUAUAUAGCCUGGACUCGGAAGUAUAGAGACGCAACAUUUUGACACCUCCUUUCACUGAAGCUACGCUAACGUAUUCAAGCCGACUGCAAAAGAAGGACCUGCGUGGAUUUCAAUGAUCAAGAAGCUGACCCUGUUGAAAGGAGGAUAUCAAUUUCAGCGGGUAGCGCCUCGUCGUCAGAGUUUCUGCUUGACGCUCGACACGGCUCCCUUGGAGGUUUCUGCAGCGCGCAGAAAAAACAGCUCUGUGACGGAAAAGGAGUCGCCCUCACCACUGAAGCAGCUAUGCAGCUUGAAAUCCAAGUAGCACUCAACUUUAUUAUUUCCUACUUGUACAACAAACUCCCUCGGCGACGUGUGAAUAUCUUUGGCGAAGAGCUCGAGAGGCAGCUGAAGAAGAAAUAUGAAGGCCACUGGUACCCAGACAAGCCAUACAAGGGUUCGGGGUUCAGGUGCAUCCAUGUAGGGGAGAAGGUGGACCCUGUAGUGGAGCAGGCGGCCAAAGAGAGCGGCCUGGACAUCGAAGAUGUCCGGAAUAACCUCCCUCAGGACCUUAGCGUGUGGAUCGACCCGUUUGAGGUCUCCUACCAGAUUGGGGAGAAGGGACCUGUCAAGGUGCUCUAUGUGGACGAUAACAACGAGAACGGGUCAGAGCUGGACAAGGAGAUCAAGAACAGCUUUAACCCAGAGGCCCAGGUCUUCAUGCCAAUCAGUGACCCUGUUGGGGCUUCCUCAGAGUCAAGCUCUCCCUCUCCUCCCUUUGGGCAGUCUGCUGCUGUCAGCCCUUCCUUCAUGCCACGCUCCACACAGCCCUUAACCUUCACUACUGCCACCUUUGCUGCCACCAAGUUCGGCUCCACUAAGAUGAAGAGCAGUGGCCGCAGCAACAACAAUGGCAACGGUGGCAGCAACAGCAAAGCGGCUCGCACCUCCCCCACUAAUAACCUGGGUCUGAAUGUGAACACACUGCUGAAGCAGAAAGCCAUCUCCACUUCCAUGCACUCACUGUACGGGCUGGGCCUUGGUCAGCAGCAGCAGCAGAAGGCCUCUGCCCUCUCCCCCAACGCCAAGGAGUUUGUGUUCCCCAGCCUGCAGGGUCAGGCCAGCCCCGGAGCAGUGUUCCCAGGGGAGGGCUCCCUGGGGCUGGGCCCACUGCAGUACAACAAUGCCUUUGACAUGUUUGCAGCCUACGGAAGCCUCAACGACAAGUCCCUAAUGGAUGGCCUCAAUUUCAGUCUGAGUAACGUGCAGUAUUCUAACCAGCAAUUCCAGCCAGUCAUGGCUAACUAAACUCAUUGUGAAGAUGCUUCUUUCUUUUCUUUCUUUUUUUUUUUUAAAUGACGGUGGCUCAAAGAGAAGGAAAAAUAAAACGCACAUUUUGGAAAAUUGACUCAAGGAAAUGUCUAGUCUGUCAAGCGCAUGUGCCCAAGGGUGUUUCUACUGUGCCCCUUGAGUUUGUCUCUCUACUUAAAAAGCUUGUUGUCCAAACACGUCCAAGCUUGGUUACUUCAAUUCAACAUGCAUCUUUAGUUUUCUUUUUCCUUUUUUUGCCAACCAAGCACAAAAUAAUUUUUUACUGUUGAAGAAAAUACUCCAAAAAUGAGUUAAAAAAAAAAUACAAGCUUCAAGUUUUUGGCCUCUUACAGUAUUUUACAGGUGGUAAGACAAGGCUGAUUUUUAUGAAUUGGCACUACUAAGUGGGGUUACUUGGUCUUUUUCUAAUUGUAUAAUUUAAUUUAGUACAGAGUUUGUAAGAUAUCAGAGUAUAUAUUGUUUCUAUGACAUGGUGUUGCAUUUAUAUCUUUUUACUACUCCAGUGAUCUGUGAUGGCUGCAGCAGCUUUUCCUUAUAUUUUCUUUUUUAAAGAUAAAAUUGUUAAAAGAAAUCCAUCUUUAAAAUACAUCAAAUAUUCUAAAGAUUGUGUACAGAGUAUUCCUUAGUGGUGGAAUUCAAGUGUAGGAAUAUUUGCUUUUUUCUGAAAGAAUUGUAUUUUCUGUUAAGAGGUGAAAAAGAUUUUUGCUAUAUUAUGGACAAAAUGUAAUCGUAUGAAUAUUGAUUUUGUACCUACAUUGUGCAAUACUUGAUAAAAAAUACGGUAUAACAAAGUAUUUUGAGUCAGUGUCUUACAUGUGAAGAGGGACUGAAAUAGUUUAUAUUGUUAAGUUUGUAUUAAAUGCUUAAAAAUUAUAUGCUUGUCUUUAUUUUUUUUAAUUUCAUAUUUGCACCCUGGUCUUUUUAAUAAAAUAAACUACAGUUGAACAUAA